AACAUCAGGCUUUAUCCCUCUGACUGGGGCCAAUAACGGAGCAAAGGUUAUUACUGCAGCAGCACGGAAACAAUGCUGAGGACCCACCCACCUCUGAGGCUACUCUCUCUGCUGCUCUCUGCUACGCUCUUCCUGGAUCUCAAGUCCGCAGCUGAUAAGUUCUAAAGAUGAGCUACCCAGGAUACCCUCCUCAGUCCGGUGGAUACCCACCACAGGCAGGAGGUUAUCCACCUCAACAAGGGGGCUAUCCACCUCAACAAGGGGGGUAUCCACCCCAAGCAGGUGGCUACCCACCCCAAGCAGGUGGCUACCCUCCCCAAGCAGGCGGCUACCCUCCUGCAGCAGGCGGCUACCCCCCACAGGCAGGCGGCUACCCACCCCAAGCAGGCGGCUACCCUCCCCAAGCAGGCGGUUACCCUCCAGCAGCAGGGGGCUACCCUCCCCAGGCAGGUGGUUACCCUGCACCAGCUGGAGGCUUCCCUCCUCAGGCAGGAGGAUACCCAGCACAGUCUGGAGCAGGAGGCUAUCCCUCCAUGCCUCCAGGAGGUGGAGGUUGGGGUGCAGCACCAGGCGGCCAAGGAGCGCCAGGAGGGGCCCAGCAGGGAUACCCAGGGGGCCCCGCCCCAGGCCAGCCCAUGCCAAGUUACCCCGCGACUAGUCCCCAGAUGCCUGCGUAUGGAGGCGGAGUUCCAUCCAACCCUCAGGCACCUGCCAUUUCUAAAGGAUACAGGGGCUCUAUAAAAGACUUUCCAGGGGCCGAUCCACUCAGGGACGUUGAGGUCCUUCGAAAAGCUAUGAAGGGUUUUGGCACUGAUGAAAACGCCAUUAUUGAACUCCUGGGAAGUCGUACCAACAAGCAGAGAGUCCCAAUGGUAGCAGCCUAUAAAACAACUUAUGGGAAGGAUUUAAUCCACGAUCUGAAGUCUGAGCUCACUGGAAACUUUGAGAAGCUGGCUCUUGCCAUGCUGAAGAGCCCUGCGUACUUCGAUGCAUCUGAACUCAGAGAGGCUAUAAAGGGUGCAGGAACUGAUGAAGCUUGUCUGAUUGAGGUUCUUUCAUCACGCUCCAAUGCAGAAAUCAAUGAAAUCACCAGAGUCUACAAAGCUGAGUACGGGAAGAGCCUGGAGGACGCCAUCAGCAGUGACACCUCCGGUCACUUCCGCAGACUGCUCGUCUCCCUCUGUCAGGGCAACCGUGACGAAAGAGAGACUGUUGACAUCUCACUGGCCAAACAGGACGCUCAGAAACUGUACGCUGCCGGGGAGAAUAAAGUAGGAACUGAUGAGUCCCAGUUUAACGCCAUCCUGUGCGCUCGCAGCAAGCCUCACCUCCGGGCAGUCUUCCAGGAGUACCAGCAAAUGUGUGGGAGAGACAUCGAGAAGAGCAUCUGCAGGGAAAUGUCUGGCAAUGUGGAGUCUGGCAUGGUGGCUGUGGUGAAAUGCAUCAAGAACACUCCCGCCUACUUUGCAGAGCGGCUCCACAAGGCCAUGAAGGGAGCAGGGACCAAGGACACCACCCUAAUCCGCAUCAUGGUGUCCCGCUCUGAGAUAGACAUGUUGGACAUCAGACAGGCGUAUCUGCAGAGUUACGGAAAAUCACUGUACACUGACAUCUCGGGUGACACCUCUGGUGAUUACAAGAAGCUGCUGCUCAAGCUGUGCGGAGGUAGCGACUAAAGGAAAGGAAGACGAGUCUUCGUAAGGACAAACCAUAUGUCCACACUGAAUCGAUGUUAUAGGACCGUAUAUCACAUCUGAUGCAUGCAGUAAAAGUUUUCCAGUCAAUCACUAUUACUUUUGUAUUCUUUGCAGUGACACGAUAGAUAUUUUUGCCACUGUAUUGUAGAUGAUGCCAAAUAGUAAAUAUAUAUUAGUAUGAAGGUUUUUUUUAAAAACAGUACAUGUCACUAAUGGGUAAAAGAUGGAGUCCUAAAGCAAAAAGUGGGUGCCGAAAAUCUCAUACUUGAUUAAGAAAUUAAAUAUAUUAUAUAACUAAACUAACUUUAUUAUAGAAUUUAAAGCCUCUAAAAUGCAAUUAACAUGAAAGAUUAUUUGGAGGAGCGGUAGAGUUUAAGAAAAACUAAACAGAACAAGGUGAGUGUCUCAUUUAUCUAACAUACAAAGUAUACAAGGAAAUAUUUAGCAUUAUACAUGAAUUAUAUCUGUGUUACUGAGGUAAAGUCCACCUCACCGCCAAGCAUUUCAACUGUGUACAUGUGAAUAUAUACAGUGUCGUGUGAGACUAUUAUACAAGUUUUCGCAAAUUGUCUAUGACUGAAUCUCUCACAGAAUACAUGUGAGCAUUUAGUGGGUGUUAAACAGGCCACAGUUAAGUUCCAGGUCGUUUGUGAAUGUAAGAAAUAAUCUACUAAAGGUGUCUCCUCUAUCUUUAAAGUGUCCAUAUUUACUAACCAGAUUUGUACUUCUAGUCCUGCUUGCAAGUCUAUGCAAAUGAGCUUGUUCACUUUAUAUCAGCUUUAUGAAACUCCUCUGUGCUUUUGUUGAAAUUUAAACCUUUGCAGUCAUAGUUCAACAUUUGCAGCAACUACGUUUACACGCACAAAAUAUUCCAAUUUUUGCCCUUUAAUUAGAUAAAGACAAUAUUUCAUUCAUAUUUCAUUUAUAAGGUUUAUGAAAAUGAAUAUGCCACCUAAUAUCCUGGUAUUAUGCAGCUGCGAAUACUUCGAUUAACGUGCCCUAAUGUGUCGUUUAUCA
Molecule: messenger RNA, 2714 nt
Organism: Epinephelus fuscoguttatus (brown-marbled grouper)
Lineage: Eukaryota; Metazoa; Chordata; Actinopteri; Perciformes; Serranidae
Gene: anxa11b
Product: annexin A11b
Exons: 15
Coding region: 168-1676 (502 amino acids)
Biological process (GO): cytokinetic process; phagocytosis
Cellular component (GO): cytoplasm
Molecular function (GO): calcium ion binding; calcium-dependent phospholipid binding
Source: RefSeq, a predicted model, not a curated record